AUGCGGGCAGCACUUUCAUUAAAGGCUAGCAAUGGAUCUGCUCCAAAUGCAGAGAACAACAAGCAGGCAGCAAAAAAUGCACCGGUAGCUGGUAAGCUUACCCGUCAGAUUGGCACCAGCAACUUGCGUCGAGAAGUUAUUUCGAUCAGAGAAGCUGAUAGGAAACCUCUCAUCGAAUUCAAUUCUAAGGAGAAUUUCGAGGUUUUCGAGGAUCCAGAUCCAGUGACGGAUGUGGUCACGCAUAUUGAUAACGAUGAGAACGACGCAGAUGCGAUCGUGUUUACAACUGAGAAUGUUGGUGUGCAGGAUAACAACCUCAUCAACGAUUUGGAACGAAAGAUGGAAGAAAAGAGCCACGCUGAGCAACUAAAAAUUCAGUUUGUGCAAACUCGUGACAACAAUGACUCAUUUUCAAGACUCUCGGAACCUCCAUCAGAGAUGAUGUCUGUUUCGACUGGUUAUGAUGAUGAUGACUUUGAUAAAGCCUCUGUCGCUUCAUCAAUUUUCACAACAACCGUACGUGCAUCAUUCUCUUCAAUUCGAGUUGACUCCGAACCUACUGUCAAUUUGAAAAGAGAGUUGGUAAUUCGAAAGAAAGCCGAAAAAGACGCACGAGAUGAAGCAAUGUUCUCAUCUGACGAAUAUUUUCCGGAUAUUAUCAAGUACAUGAUGCAUCGUCAGCUGAAAACCCGCCCUGCACCAAACUAUUUUACGAGGCAAACCCAAGUUAACGAAGAAAUGCGAACUAUUCUGAUUGAUUGGUUCAAUGACGUCGUGAAGGAGUACAAUAUGAAGCAAGAAACUUUUCAUCUGGCAUGCAAUCUCGUUGAUCGAGUCCUCUCUUUUCUCAAUGUCGACAAAAUCCAAUUCCAGCUUGUGGGGACAACGUCUCUUAUGAUCGCUGCGAAGUAUGAAGAAAUCUUCCCUCCUGAGAUUCAAGAAUUCUCGAUUAUCACGGACAACACAUACGGAAUCGAGGAAAUUCUACGGAUGGAAAGGUUCCUUCUAGCAAAGUUUGAUUUUGUUGUCGGCCUUCCAACUGCAGCGUGGUUCGGUGCCUGUUUUGGAAAGAGAAUGAGGUUCACUCACAAAAUGACAAAGACUAUGAGAUAUCUCGUUGAUCUUUCCCUUGUUGAUGUCCAUUUUCUGAGAUACCGACCCUCGGACAUUGCCGCUGCAGCCGCUUGUUUUGCAAAUGUACAAUUGGGGAAAGAAGCAUGGCCGAAGGAGAUUAUCGAAGACACUGGAAUCGACACGGAUGACUUUGUUGAUGUACUGAAAGACCUUCAUCACAUGUAUAUCACUGCUUCAACAUCGGAUUACAAGUCGAUCUUCAACAAAUAUUGCGAGACGGAUGAAAAGGAAGUUGCUCUUGUUUCUGCCCCAACGGACAAAUUUCGCGAGUUGUUCCCCACGAUAUUUGGAGCUCCUCGGAAAAUUGCCUCAAAGUGA
This is a messenger RNA of Caenorhabditis remanei, 1452 nucleotides long. RefSeq lists its product as uncharacterized. Gene Ontology annotation, molecular function: cyclin-dependent protein serine/threonine kinase regulator activity. The record is from RefSeq and is a predicted model, not a curated record. The transcript has 6 exons. Gene Ontology annotation, cellular component: nucleus; cyclin A2-CDK2 complex; cytoplasm. Gene Ontology annotation, biological process: regulation of cyclin-dependent protein serine/threonine kinase activity; mitotic cell cycle phase transition. Bases 1 to 1452 code for a protein of 483 amino acids. NCBI's taxonomy places the organism in Eukaryota, Metazoa, Nematoda, Chromadorea, Rhabditida, Rhabditidae.